CUGAACUCAACAAAUCCAAUUUCUUAUUGCCUAAUCAACUUGAAACUAUUGUCUCCUCAGACCGUCCUAAACAAACACUUCCAAUCACCUCAGAAUGUCUGCACCCAACCCCGUCGGCGGCCGCCAAUCCCCCGAGCCUGAGCGCCAGACCGGAGCUCAACAGCAGGAUCCCCCAGCGUCCAAGCCAAACCAGGCCGGCACCGAGACCAACGAGUCGUCCGCCGACCAGAGGGCCAACCUGAGCUCAAACCCAACUCAUCCUCUCGCAGAGCAUGCUGCCGAGACUACCAGCAAGAAAUGAGCGAUCCCCUCCAUAUGUUGCUCCAAUUGGCACCGAGUUGUGCUAUAGAAUGAAUGCUAGGGAAGGGACGAUUCAGAGGCCCUUGUUUUCUACUACCUCUUCUUCGAUUAUGAGAAUCAUGUUUUAGUAAAUGAAACACAGUAUAAUGAAUCAAUCAUGGCGAGGCCAUUCUGUCGUCGUAAAAUCAUAAGAUGAAUUUCACACCCUAUAUCAAUGCUAAC
Aaosphaeria arxii CBS 175.79 is the source of this 522-nucleotide messenger RNA. RefSeq lists its product as uncharacterized. The transcript is spliced from 3 exons. Lineage: Eukaryota; Fungi; Ascomycota; Dothideomycetes; Pleosporales. The record is from RefSeq and is a predicted model, not a curated record. The coding region runs from base 95 to 301 and encodes 68 amino acids.